Messenger RNA from Theileria parva strain Muguga, 762 nucleotides. RefSeq names its product Thioredoxin family protein (gene trxB/A). The coding region runs from base 1 to 747 and encodes 248 amino acids. Gene Ontology annotation, cellular component: cytoplasm. Gene Ontology annotation, molecular function: oxidoreductase activity. The transcript is spliced from 5 exons. The record is from RefSeq and is a predicted model, not a curated record. Lineage: Eukaryota; Apicomplexa; Aconoidasida; Piroplasmida; Theileriidae.
AUGAAGUAUAUAAAUUCAGUUCUUUGCUUAAUAAUAUUAUUAAAUGUAGUUCAGUGUAGAGAAAAUUCUGAAAAUUCAGAAGAUUCCAAAAUCGCUAAGGAUUCCACAUUUAACCCUAUCAAAAUAGACUAUUUUGAAUAUGAAUUCCCAAUCAACCAUCAUGUAAUUCCAUUUUCAUACACUUUGGAAGGCUCCGCUGGAAAGAAUUCAGUAAAGCCUGAAGAAUCACACAAUAGCGCUGAAGACUCCAAUGUUGACAAUAUAAAUAACAUGAAUUUGGAACCAAGACUGGAACCUUCCUACACUUCUUACUCCUUCAUUAGAAGUUAUAACGUUUCUAAAUCCUGCCCACUGGAUGAUAAUUUUUUCAGCAAUCGUAUAAGUAAAUUCUCAAGAUUCGGAUCAGGUCGUGAAAGCGGUUACCCAGACCUAAACGAACUGAUUGAGCAUAAUAAGACUUCAAAUGGAGUCCUUUUAGUUGACUUUUUUGCAACUUGGUGUGGACCUUGUCAAAGGAUGAACGAGAAUUUGGAAGUGAUAAGAUCACAGUAUAGAAGUGAUAAACUGACAAUACACUCAGUAGAUGUGGAUCAGAAUAAAAGCCAUUUGGAAGAGUACAAAAUUACAGCACUCCCAUCACUUUUAUUAUUCGUUAGAGGGGAGGUACACAAGAAAAUCGUCGGACUCGUUGAUGUUAAAACUCUAAUCAAGGAAAUUGAUCUCUCAUUAGAUUCACUAUACCAUUAAUUUAUUAUUCAUACU